AUGGAGGCGCAGUGGGGAGGGAAGUGGUUGCAGGUGAUGGGGGAUGGUGGAAGGGGUGGGAGGGUGGGCACAGGGCACGUGGUAUCAGCUCAGGGCGUGCUUGUGGAUCCUCAGAAAAUAGCAGCUGUGGAAAAUUGGGAACAACCUUGGACAGUUACAGAAGUUCGAAGCUUUCUUGGUAUUGCUGGUUAUUAUCUACGCUUCGUGAAAGACUUUUCGACCAUAACACUACCUUUGACAAAAUUGACUAGAAAAGAAGUUCCUUUUGUGUGGAGUAGUGAGCGUGAGCACAGUUUCCAGCAGUUGAAGUAUCUUCUCACUCAUGCACCUAUCUUAGCACUUCCUGAUGAUGGUGGGAACUUUGAGAUCUACAGUGAUGCGUCUCUUAAUGGUCUUGAGUGUGUUAAUGCAGCAUGA
Messenger RNA from Malus domestica (apple), 417 nucleotides. NCBI's taxonomy places the organism in Eukaryota, Viridiplantae, Streptophyta, Magnoliopsida, Rosales, Rosaceae. The record is from RefSeq and is a predicted model, not a curated record.